AAAUACUCUAAUUCAGAGGAGGCUCUUGUGAGGCUGCUGCCAGUGGUCAAAGCUUCCAAGAAAGCUCUACUGAAUGGUUAUACUCUCUCAGACGUAAGCUUUGCAGCUCUGUCCUCAGUUCUGAGUUCAGAGUCCUGCAGUCUGAAGGAGCUGGACCUGAGCAACAGCAACCUGCAGGAUUCAGGACUGACCCAGCUUACUGCAGCACUGGACAAUCCUCACUGUCAGCUGGAAACUCUCAGGGUGGAGCCUGCAGGAGUCCAGUGGUUGACACCAGGUCUGAGGAAGUAUUCCUGUGAACUCACAGUCGACACAAACACAGUGAACAGAAAACUCAAACUGUCUGACAACAACAAGAAGGUGACGUUUGUAUACGACGAGGAUCCGUCGUAUCCUGAUCAUCCAGACAGGUUUGAUCGGCCGCAGCUUCUGUGUACAACUGGUCUGACUGGUCGCUGUUACUGGGAGGUCAAAUAUAGAGGAGAGGCUGAUUUAUCAGUGAGCUACAGAGGAAUCAGAAGGAGAGGACACAGAGGCUGUAUGUUUGGAGAAAACGAUCAGUCCUGGAGUCUGAGGUGCUUCGAUUCUGGUUGUUACUCUGUCCAGCACAAUAACAGAGUAACAUCCAUCUCCUCCUCGUCCUCGUCCUCCUCGUAUUGGUCCGUGUCCUCAUCCUCAGUCCCUCACAGAGUGGCUGUAUAUGUGGACUGUCCUGCUGGAACUCUGUCCUUCUACAGAGUCUUCUAUGGCUCUCUGAUCCACCUCCACACCUUCAACACCACAUUCACUGAACCUCUGUAUCCUGGGUUUGGGUUCAUGUUGCUUGGUUCCUCAGUGUCUCUGUGUUGA
Molecule: messenger RNA, 849 nt
Organism: Stegastes partitus (bicolor damselfish)
Lineage: Eukaryota; Metazoa; Chordata; Actinopteri; Pomacentridae
Product: stonustoxin subunit beta-like
Exons: 4
Molecular function (GO): protein binding
Source: RefSeq, a predicted model, not a curated record